UUCCGGGUCACAGGUCGGAGCUGCUGUUGUUGCCGAGGGGGGAGCGGAGCGGAGGAAGGUGUGUCGUCUGUACCGAUGCACAUGCGAUGCUGCUGCAAGCAGGUUUUUCCUUGCACCUGUACCUCGCUGGACUUGCACACGCAACGACGAGCUUGAGCCACUGACCUCGCCUGUUUUCCCCCUGCGCAGGGGCCGGCCAUGGGCACCCUGGAGAGGUGGGUGAACGACCAGCUACACCAGCUGCUGGGGCUAAGUGACAAGUACGUGGCCCAGUUCCUGAUUGGCACGGCCCAGCGCAGUGGCCACCCCCAGGACUUCAUCCGGCGCCUGGAGGACACGGGCACCAUCGACGUCACGCCGAGCGUGCGGCUCUUCGCUGGCGAGCUAUGGGCCAAGAUCCCCAGGAAGCAGGCGGAGGAGAAGGCCUCCCACGUGGCCGAGCGGGAGGCCCGGGCCCUGCAGCAGAAGAACCGGACCUACAGGCUGCUGGAGGACAGCGAGGAGGAGAGCGGGCCCGAGGAGAGGCAGAGCCGAGGCAAGAGCAAGAGGAAGAGGGCUCACCUCCGGAGGAGGAGAGCGGAGUCAUCCGACAGCGAGGCCGAGGAGAGGGCGAAGAAGUCACCGUCCCCUCAGAAACAGUCAGCAUCCGAAGAGGAGGAAUGGGAGAAGGAGGAGAAGGAUCGGUUGAAAGAUCUGGAGGAACGGGACGCCUUCGCCGAGCGCAUCAAACAGCGGGACAAGGAACGGACCCGCAUUGUCCUGGAGCGCUCCGAUAAAAAGGCCUAUGAAGAAGCUCAGAAACGCCUGAAGAUGGGUGAAGAGGAUCAGAAGGCACUGAUCCCAGAGCUCCGGAAGAGAUCGCGGCGGGAAUACCUGGGCAAGCGAGAGCAGGAGAAGCUGGAGGACCUGGAGGCGGAGAUCCAGGACGACGAGUACUUGUUCUCCCCCAGCAUCCUCACCACCCGGGAGAAGCAGCAACUGGAGUACAAGAAGAAGGUGCGGGACCUGGCCCGGGAGUACAAGGCAGCUGGAGAGCAGGAGAAGCGGGAGAAAAGCAACCGCUACUACAUGCCCGAGGAGUCCCGGAACAAGAAAGUCCCGGAUCGCUAUGAGGAGCCCGCAGCGGACGACAAGCACGCGCCGCGGGACGAGCAGAAGCGCUGGGAGGAGGCGCACAUGGACGCCGCCCUGCUGAAGUUCGGCGCCAAGGAUGCCCGCGAACGCAACAAGCAGAAGGAGUACGAGUUCCUGAUGGAGGAGGACGAGAUGAUCGACUUCGUCAGCUCUGUACCCAUGCAGGGCACCAUCUCCAAGGAUGAGGCAGGCGAGGUGUCGGAGGCACAGAGGCAGAAGACGUCGCUGCAGGAGGUGAGGAGGAGCCUGCCCGUCUUCCCGUACCGGGAGGACCUCCUCACGGCCGUGGCCGAGCACCAGAUCCUCAUCAUCGAGGGCGAGACGGGCUCCGGCAAGACCACACAGAUCCCUCAGUACCUGUACGAGGAGGGCUACACGUCUGGCGGGAAAAAGAUCGGCUGCACGCAGCCCCGGCGAGUGGCGGCCAUGAGUGUCGCCGCGAGGGUGGCGCAUGAGAUCGGGGCCAAGCUGGGGAACGAGGUGGGGUACAGCAUCCGUUUUGAGGACUGCACGUCGGAGCGCACGGUGCUGAAGUACAUGACUGACGGGAUGUUGCUGCGGGAGUUCCUCACGGAGCCGGACCUGGCAGGGUACAGUGUGGUGAUCAUCGACGAAGCCCAUGAGCGCACCCUUCACACCGACAUCCUCUUCGGCCUCAUCAAGGACAUCUCGCGCUUCCGCCCCGACCUCAAGGUGCUGAUUGCCAGCGCCACGCUGGACACCGAGAAGUUCUCCACCUUCUUCGACGAUGCCCCCAUCUUCCGGAUCCCGGGGCGCCGCUUCCCCGUCGACAUUUACUAUACCAAGGCCCCGGAAGCUGACUACCUGGAAGCCUGCGUGGUUUCCGUCCUCCAGAUCCACGUCACCCAGGCUCCGGGAGACAUUCUGGUGUUCCUCACCGGUCAGGAGGAGAUCGAGACCACCUGCGAGAUGUUGCAGGAGCGCUGCCGCCGACUGGGCUCCAAGAUCGCCGAGCUGCUGGUGCUGCCUAUUUACGCCAACCUGCCCUCUGACAUGCAGGCCAAGAUCUUCGAGCCGACCCCGCCGGGUGCCAGGAAGGUUGUCAUAGCCACCAACAUCGCAGAGACCUCCCUGACGAUCGACGGGAUCAUCUACGUGAUAGACCCCGGCUUCUGUAAGCAGAAGAGCUACAAUGCACGGACGGGGAUGGAGUCCCUGAUCGUCACUCCCUGUUCCAGAGCCUCAGCCAACCAGAGAGCCGGCAGAGCGGGACGUGUGGCAGCGGGGAAGUGCUUCCGACUGUACACUGCCUGGGCCUUCAAGCACGAGAUGGAGGAAACGUCGGUACCGGAGAUACAGCGAACGAACCUGGGCAACGUGGUGCUGCUGCUGAAGAGUUUGGGAAUCAACGACUUGAUCCACUUUGAUUUCAUGGACCCCCCCCCUCACGAGACCCUGGUGCUGGCCUUGGAGCAGCUGUAUGCCCUGGGAGCCCUCAACCACCUCGGGGAGCUCACCAAGCUCGGUCGGAGGAUGGCGGAGCUCCCUGUGGACCCCAUGUUGUCCAAGAUGAUCCUGGCUUCGGAGAAGUACCAGUGCUCGGAGGAGAUCCUGACCAUUGCAGCCAUGCUGUCAGUCAAUAACGCCAUCUUCUAUCGUCCCAAGGACAAGGUGGUGCACGCGGACAACGCCCGCAUGAACUUCUUCCUGCCGGGAGGUGACCACUUGGUGCUGCUGAAUGUCUACACCCAGUGGGUGGAGAGCGGAUACUCCACCCAGUGGUGCUACGAGAACUUCAUCCAGUUCCGCUCCAUGCGCCGAGCGCGGGAUGUCCGGGAGCAGCUGGAGGGGCUGAUGGAGAGGAUCGAGGUGGAGCUGAAGUCCUCGGCCAGUGACAACGUCCUGAUCCGCAAGGCCAUCACCGCCGGCUUCUUCUACCACACUGCCCGGCUGACCCGCACGGGCUACAAGACAGUGAAGCACCAACAGUCGGUGUACGUCCACCCCAACAGCAGCCUGUUCGAGGAGCAGCCACGCUGGCUCAUCUACCACGAGCUGGUCUUCACCACCAAGGAGUUCAUGAGACAGGUGAUCGAGAUCGACAGCGGCUGGCUGCUGGAGGUCGCUCCGCAUUACUACAAGUCCAAGGAGCUGCAGGACGCGGCCAGCAAGAAGAUGCCCAAGAAACAGGGCAAGGCGCGCGAGGAGCUGGGUUGAGUGCGCCGGAGUUGCUGGGAGUUGAACCCCGUGGCACCGGGAGAGGAGGCCAGGUCCAUCCCCCACCCGGCCUCCCUCGCGCCCGGUAGGCCGCUCCCUCCCGUGCAGUCUUUGCCUUCGCCAUACGCGGUGCACAGUUGGUGAGGGGGGUGGCCUCGAACGCAGUCCCCGCCGGCAUCCCGUUCGUUCAUCCUGGUCGGUCGGUUGGACCCCGACCGCUCCCCCCCCCCCGGAGUUCCACCCCUCCCUCUCCAGCCUCCAGCCCCUCGCACUUGUGGCCAGGACACCAGACGCUAGUUCUGUCCUGAAGCACCAGGGGAGAAUUCCCAGUUGAAGCAAGGCAGGCUGCACUAGCAGUCCCAGAUCAGUCCCAGUGGCCAACACUGAUCCUCCUGUUGCAAGGACCAGUUACACCCCACUGCAGUGUGCAGUACCUUCCGACCUCUAUAUGGUUUCAAAUAAAGCUUUUAUUUUCUAAAGAGUA
Pristis pectinata (smalltooth sawfish) is the source of this 3796-nucleotide messenger RNA. RefSeq names its product DEAH (Asp-Glu-Ala-His) box polypeptide 16 (gene dhx16). The record is from RefSeq and is a predicted model, not a curated record. Gene Ontology annotation, cellular component: catalytic step 2 spliceosome; intracellular anatomical structure. Gene Ontology annotation, molecular function: RNA binding; ATP binding; ATP hydrolysis activity. The transcript has 21 exons. Lineage: Eukaryota; Metazoa; Chordata; Chondrichthyes; Rhinopristiformes; Pristidae. The coding region runs from base 199 to 3312 and encodes 1037 amino acids.